Molecule: messenger RNA, 2222 nt
Organism: Nomia melanderi (Alkali bee)
Lineage: Eukaryota; Metazoa; Arthropoda; Insecta; Hymenoptera; Halictidae
Source: RefSeq, a predicted model, not a curated record
CUAAAACUAACGAAUGAAAAAUCACAUUUAAUAUUAUAUAUAUCUUUUAUUUUUCUUAUAUUUGCAAAUAAUAGGGCAAAAUUAUUAUUAAAAUCAUAAAAAAACUAAUAAGUUUCAUUUUGUACAUUUUAUAGAUCAAUUGAAAAUCAAGGAAAAAUAUAAGCGAGCGUUGAAGGACAACAAUCGAUACUAAAGCUUCACAUGUCGUCUUCAUUAAUAUGUAGAUAUGGAUUUGACGUUUGACAGUACAGGGACACAAUUUCUUUUAAAAAAUGAUUUAACGAAUCAUUUUUGGAUAGUUAUAAAUUAUCAAUCAGAACGUAGUACGUUGUAGUUUUCACUGAUGAUAGUUAAUGAAUUACAUACUUUGUACAGAAUAAAUUUUUACCACCUUAUAAAAUUAUGAUUUAAAAAUAUUAUGUAUUAUAUGUAUACACAAUACGUAAUGCAAAAUUACUUUAAACUUAUUGAUAGAGAAAUUUUACAUUUUUACACUUGGGAGUGCAAUCGGAAAACAUUUAACGUGGACAAAUUAAGGUUGUAAAACAAUUUAAUAACUUGGAAUCAUUCGUUUUAUAUUGUAAGUUACAUUCUAAUAAAAAUGCGAAAUUUUAUGAGCGACCUCAUAAUUUGCAUAUUGCUACUACUUUCAGUGAGCCUUGUAUUUGGAGUUAGUGAACUAAUUCAGUAUCUGGUAAAUACAGGAGAAAAAUUCUUAGAAUCUUCUUCUUACAAUUGGAUUGUACGCUUAUGCUUAAAUUUAUUAAGUUAUGCGACUGUACUGUUACCGGGUUGCCUCAUUUAUAAAUACGUACGUCACACCAAAUAUAUACAAAGAGGAGGUAAAGGAUGUAUUCCAAGGUUGAUACAUUCAUGUUUUAUGGGUCACUGCGAAACAGGGCUCUUGGAUUCUUCUUAUACAUCUACACCAUCUAAUAUCACUCAACGUACUUUUAUGCAAGAAGCCUUAUUACUUCUAUAUUGUUUUGUUGGUUUACAAGUCAGUUAUUUAACAUGGGGUUAUUUACAAGAGAAGAUAAUGACACAGGAAUAUGAAGAUGUUAGCGGGAAUAAGGACUAUUUUCAAGAUUCUCAGUUUCUAGUAUUUGUUAAUCGGAUUCUGGCAUUUUUGAUGUCAGGUUUAUAUUUACUAGUUCAAAGACAACCGCAACAUAAAGCUCCACUUUAUAAGUAUGCAUUCUGUUCCCUGUCAAAUAUCAUGAGCAGUUGGUGUCAGUAUGAAGCAUUAAAAUAUGUUAGCUUUCCAACACAGGUAUUGGCAAAAGCUUCUAAAAUCAUACCAGUUAUGAUAAUGGGGAAAAUAAUCUCGCAUACCACAUAUGAGUAUUACGAAUAUGUCACAGCAAUACUUAUUUCAAUUGGAAUGACAUUCUUUAUGUUAGAUAGCUCUGAUUAUAAAAACAAUGGAGCUACCACUGUUUCUGGUGUUAUUCUCUUAGGAGGCUACUUAAUAUUAGAUAGCUUUACAAGUACCUGGCAAAAUGCGUUAUUUAUGGAAUAUGGCGCAACAAGUGUACAAAUGAUGUGUGUAGUUAAUAUGUUUUCCUGUUUAUUUACCGCAAUGUCCUUAUUUCAACAAUCGAGUUUUCCUCUCGUAUUUUCGUUCAUGACAAAGUAUCGUAGAUUUAUUAUCGAUUGUUUACUUAUGUCGAUCUGUUCUGCAACUGGUCAAUUGUAUAUUUUUUAUACAAUUUCCAAAUUUGGACCAGUGACAUUUGUCAUUAUAAUGACUAUUCGACAGGGUCUAGCUAUAUUAUUAUCCUGUUUAAUGUAUCACCAUCGUGUAACAGUUAUUGGAAUAACUGGUAUACUGUUAGUAUUUGGUUCUGUAUUUCUACGAACAUAUUGUAAUAAUAGACUACGAGCAAUUAGACGACGCAGAGCGGCGAGCAAUAAUAUAAAAGAUUAAUUUUAAAAACAAGUAUAGGUAUAAUUUCUAUCAUUUCUGUAUAUUACUUUCCUUGAGUUUGUCCACUUAAUGAGUAUAACAUAUCGAUCACGAUAAGUUGAAUUUUGAACGUUUAUUAUUUUAUUAUAUACCCCUAAGUAAAAAUUUAGAGCAUACAUUGAAACUUUUUAUAUAAGAGACACGAAUCAUUCAUUAAGAUUAUAUUUAUUUUCAUAUAAUUAUUUCGUGUAACUAUUCUAUGUAAUUGGAUAAUUUUUAUAAAAAAAAUGUUAAUAAAAAGGAAAUUUAUUUU